Molecule: messenger RNA, 8593 nt
Organism: Alligator sinensis (Chinese alligator)
Lineage: Eukaryota; Metazoa; Chordata; Crocodylia; Alligatoridae
Gene: NCOR1
Product: nuclear receptor corepressor 1
Exons: 48
Coding region: 495-8177 (2560 amino acids)
Biological process (GO): negative regulation of transcription by RNA polymerase II
Molecular function (GO): nuclear thyroid hormone receptor binding; transcription corepressor activity
Source: RefSeq, a predicted model, not a curated record
CGGCACAAAGGUUCCGGGCUCCCGCCCCGCACGUGCAGGAAGCCCCGUGGUGCGAGCGAGCGGGCGGGGCGCGGCGCAGCAAACCGACCCCAGCAGCCACGCGCUCCUUGCAGCGCUCGUUUUCCCCCCAGGGGCCGCCGGGCCUUCCCCCCCGCGAAGAUUUGUGCUGGGUUCAGCUUCGCUUGGGAGGCGUCGCAGCCCACCUCGUGAAGCCCAACGGGGAUGGCAGGCCGCAAACACGUCAGGGCGAUAACGGGGUUCGGUCUGCGACUUGAGGCCGUCUAAAACAACAUGUUCUUUCUCAACAUGUCAUUGAUUUAAAAUGCGUUGUCACAAAGUCAACAGCCCUCCUGGAGAAUCUCCUGGCUGAAGCUGGCAGAUAAGGACGAUUGAUAUGGGGGGGUAUCUGAAAGGAAAAUGACAGGCUGUUUUCUAGAAACAUGAUUGCUUGCUGCUCUUGAUCUCACAGCUGUGUGAAGACUUCUUCUCUGAUAAUGUCAAGUUCGGGCUAUCCUCCUAACCAAGGAGCAUUCAGCACAGAACAGAGUCGUUACCCUACACACUCUGUGCAGUACACCUUCCCUAGCACCCGACAUCAGCAGGAGUUUGCAGUUCCUGAUUAUCGUUCUUCUCAUCUGGAAGUCAGUCAGGCAACUCAGCUUUUGCAACAGCAGCAGCAGCAGCUUCGGCGACGGCCUUCCUUGCUUUCAGAAUUUCACCCGGGCUCUGACAGGCCUCAAGAAAGGAGAACUGGAUAUGAGCAGCAGUUUCAUCCAGGUCCAUCACAGACAGAUCAUGAUUCUUUGGACACUAAGCGUCCACGUCUUGAACAAGUUUCUGAUUCCCAUUUUCAGCGUGUCAAUACUGCUGCUGUCCUACCUUUAGUACAUCCUCUGCAGGAGGGAUUGCGCUCUUCAGAUAUUAAGAAGGAACCAGCUUUUGGAGGCAAGCAUGAAGGGCCAUCCUCUCCCAUCCCUGGUCAGCCAUGUGGAGAGGACCAGAAUGCUUCACCUUCAAAACUGUCGAAGGAAGAGCUUAUACAGAGCAUGGAUCGUGUAGAUCGAGAAAUUGCAAAGGUGGAACAGCAGAUCCUUAAACUGAAGAAGAAGCAACAACAACUUGAAGAAGAAGCUGCUAAGCCUCCAGAGCCAGAGAGGCCUGUCUCCCCUCCUCCAGUGGAACAGAAACACCGCAGUAUUGUCCAAAUUAUUUACGAUGAAAAUCGGAAAAAAGCAGAAGAAGCUCACAAGAUUUUUGAAGGUCUUGGUCCAAAAGUUGAACUACCACUUUACAACCAACCGUCAGACACAAAGGUGUACCAUGAAAACAUCAAAACAAACCAGGUGAUGAGGAAGAAGCUAAUUUUAUUUUUUAAGAGAAGAAAUCAUGCAAGGAAACAAAGGGAACAGAAGAUUUGUCAACGUUAUGAUCAAUUGAUGGAGGCAUGGGAGAAAAAAGUCGACAGGAUAGAAAAUAAUCCUCGUAGGAAAGCUAAAGAGAGUAAAACAAGAGAGUACUAUGAGAAACAGUUCCCAGAAAUCCGAAAACAGAGAGAGCAGCAAGAACGAUUUCAAAGGGUUGGUCAAAGAGGGGCUGGUCUUUCAGCAACUAUUGCUAGAAGUGAACAUGAGAUUUCUGAAAUCAUUGAUGGACUCUCUGAGCAGGAGAACAAUGAAAAACAAAUGCGUCAGCUCUCUGUCAUUCCUCCCAUGAUGUUUGAUGCAGAACAAAGACGAGUGAAGUUUAUUAAUAUGAAUGGUUUGAUGGAGGAUCCCAUGAAGGUUUAUAAAGAUAGACAGUUCAUGAACGUUUGGACAGACCAUGAGAAGGAGAUCUUCAAGGAAAAGUUUGUCCAACACCCCAAGAACUUUGGUCUAAUUGCCUCCUACCUGGAAAGAAAGAAUGUUCCUGAUUGUGUGCUGUAUUAUUAUCUAACCAAGAAAAAUGAGAAUUAUAAAGCACUUGUGCGAAGAAAUUAUGGAAAACGUAGAGGAAGAAACCAGGUUUCAUAUGCAGAAAACCAUAGUGCUGAUGAAUACAAAGCUACUCUGUUGCUCAUGUGGAACGCACAUUUAUCACAACAAAUUGCACGUCCUUCCCAAGAAGAAAAGGUAGAAGAAAAGGUAGAAGAAGAAAAAGCAGAAAAAACAGAGAAAAGAGAGGAAGAAAAGAAAGAUGAAGAGGAAAAGGAUGAGAAGGAGGAAUCUAAAGAGAACACCAAAGAGAAGGACAAAACAGAAGUUGCCCCAGAGGAAACUGAGGAAAGGGAGCAAGCAACUCCUAGGGGACGAAAGACUGCCAACAGCCAAGGCCGCCGUAAGGGCAGGAUCACCAGAUCAAUGACAAACGAAGCUGCGGCCGCAAAUGCUGCUGCAGCUGCUGCUACUGAAGAACCACCGCCUCCUCUCCCGCCCCCGCCAGAACCUUCUUCUGCAGAGCCUGUGGAGACCUCCCGCUGGACAGAAGAAGAAAUGGAAGUUGCUAAAAAAGGAUUAGUGGAACAUGGUCGCAAUUGGGCGGCAAUUGCCAAAAUGGUUGGAACUAAAAGUGAAGCUCAGUGUAAAAACUUCUACUUCAACUACAAAAGGAGACAUAAUCUGGACAACCUCCUUCAGCAGCACAAGCAGAAAUCUUCACGACGGCCCCGUGAAGAACGGGAUGUAUCUCAGUGUGAAAGUGUGGCAUCAACUGUGUCAGCUCAGGAAGAUGAAGAUAUUGAAGCAUCCAAUGAAGAAGAAAAUCCAGAAGACAGUGAAGGUGCUGAAAACAGCUCAGAUACAGAGAGCGCUCCAUCUCCUUUACCAGCAGAAGCUGUUAAACCUAGUGAAGAUGCUGUGUCUGAGGGCACUGUUUCUAGAAUAACCACUGAGACCGCAGCAGAGCAGGAAUCUGCCAUUAAAACUGCACCCAGUGCCUCCCCUUCUGCAGCAACCCAAUGCGCGCAAACAGCUGAAACUCAGAACUCUGAGCCACAGGUUAAAGAAGAAAUAAAUAAUGAGGUGGAAGAGGCUAUGGAGGUGGACAGUAGAAGCCACUCAGCUGAAGUUAAACCUAUGCUUAACCUUCCAGUGCAUACCAAAGUAGAGCCUAUAGACACUGAAAUGAGGUUACCAGAAAAUAUUCAAGUGAAAAUAGAAAGUGAAACCAAAGAAAGGGAUAUGGAGAAACCCAAGGAAAAGUCAGAACCUGAGGAAAUGGACUUCAGUCUCACACAACAGACUGCUACAGCAAGACAGGAGACCCAUUCAGACAAUGAUUCGAGCGCCACGUGUAGUGCCGAUGAGGAUGUUGAUGGAGAACCUGAAAGACAAAGGAUCUUCACUAUGGACUCAAAGCCUUCACUGCUAAACCCAACUGGAUCAAUACUAGUAUCAUCCACGAUAAAACAAGGACAGAUGGACUUGCAACAACUUCACCAUCGAGCUGCUGUCAUACCUCCUAUGGUCUCUUGUAGCCCAUGUACUGUACCUGUUGGCACACCAGUGAGUGGUUAUGCUCUCUACCAGCGGCACAUUAAAGCUAUUAUGCAUGAGUCAGCAUUGUUGGAAGAGCAGCGCCAAAGGCAAGAGCAGCUAGAUAUGGAAUACAGAAGUUCUGUGAGCCCAUGUGGCACAUCCAAGAGCCCCAGCAUGGAGUGGGAAGGAAAAUCAGUUGCCUAUAUGCCUUAUGCUGAGGUCAAACGAGCAAUAGAGCAGGAAGCACAGGUGCAAAAUACAGCAGCAAGGUCAGCAUCACCGUACAGGCUAUCUCCAAGAGAAGUCAAUAAAGCCUCUCCUCAGCCUGAUAUGAAUGCCGCUCGCUAUAGUGUCCCACCAGUCCUCCAGCCUGCUCCUCAUCAAGUAAUCACAAAUAUACCGGAAGGGGUCCGGCUCUCAGCAACCCGACCUACCAGACCACCACCGCCACUCAUUCCAUCCUCCAAAACUUCUGUGCCAUCAGAAAAGCCAUCGUUCAUUAUGGGAGGUUCUAUCUCACAAGGAACACCUGGCACUUACUUAACAUCCCAUAGUCAAGCUUCUUAUGGUCAAGAACCAGCAAAGCCCUCUGUGGGUUCCAUAUCUCUUGGACUGCCAAGGCAACAGGAGUCUGCCAAACCUGCCGCCAUCCCCUAUAUCAAGCAAGAAGAGUUCUCUCCCAGAGGCCAGAAUUCCCAGCCUGAGGGUCUUUUGGUCAGGGCACAGCAUGAAGGCGUAGUCAGAGGUACCACAACAACCAUACAAGAAGGAAGUAUAACACGAGGAACUCCAACCAACAAGGUUUCUGUUGAAACUAUGCCUUCGCUGCGAGGAUCCAUUACUCAGGGUACCCCAGCUCUGUCUCAGUCUGGCAUUGCUGCUGAUGCAUUACUGAAAGGAACCAUCACUCGACUGGCUACCGAAGACAGCAGCCCUGAGAAGUGCCGAGAUGAGUCUACAACCAAAGGCCAUGUUAUUUAUGAAGGCAAGAGUGGGCAUAUCUUAUCCUAUGAUACAGCUAUUAAGAAUGUCCGAGAAGGAACAAGGAGUCCACGGACUGCUCAUGAAAUGGGUUUAAAGCGAAGUUAUGAUACUAUGGAAGGAAAUAUAAAGCAAGGAAUGCCCAUGAGGGAGUCUCCAGUCUCUGCACCAUUAGAAGGGUUAAUAUGCCGUGCACUGCCCAGGGGCAGCCCUCAUGCCGAACUGAAAGAAAGAACUGUGCUGUCUGGCUCUAUAAUGCAAGGCACACCCAGAACGACGGCGGAGAGCUUUGAAGAUGGUCUGAAGUAUCCCAAGCAGAUUAAGAGAGAAUCUCCGCCCAUAAGGACAUUUGAAGGAGCCAUUACCAAGGGAAAGCCCUAUGAUGGAGUUACUACCAUUAAAGAAAUGGGCCGUUCUAUCCACGAAAUCCCCAGGCAGGACCUACUGAGCCAAGAAAGUCGCAAGACUCCAGAUAUAGUGCAGACUGCAAGGCCCAUUAUAGAAGGCUCCAUUUCUCAGGGUACACCCAUAAAAUAUGAAAGUAACUCUGGCCAGUCUGCCAUCAAACACAAUGUUAAAUCUUUAAUCACUGGACCAAGUAAACUACCCCGCGGAAUGCCUCAGCUGGAAAUGAUGCCAGAAAACAUGAAAGUGGUUGAACGAGGAAAAUAUGAAGAGGUGAAGAAUGCGGAUGCUGUACGUACUCGCCAUACAUCAGUGGUCAGUUCUGGUCCCUCUGUUCUUAGGUCAACUCUUCAUGAAGCUCCCAAAUCACAGCUGAGCCCUGGGAUUUAUGAUGAUACCAACGCAAGAAGGACACCUGUGAACUAUCAGAGCUCUAUGUCCAGGAGUUCCCCAAUGAUGAACAGAGUUACUGAAGCUGGAAUGUCUUCUGGGAAGUCUGCAAAUCAUGAAAGGAAAACACCGCUCACUCCAACCCAGAGAGAGAGUGUACCAGCAAAAUCGCCAGUCCCAGGGGUUGACCCAGUAGUAGCUCACAGUCCCUUUGACCCCCAUCAUAGAGGAGCUACUCCAGAAGUCUACAGAAGCCAUCUUCCCCCUCAUCUGGAUCCAGCCAUGCCAUUUCACAGGGCUCUGGAUCCUGCUGCAGCUGCAUACCUGUUUCAGAGGCAGCUUUCACCCACCCCAGGUUACCCAAGUCAGUACCAGCUUUAUGCGAUGGAGAACACACGGCAGACAAUCCUAAAUGACUAUAUUACCUCACAGCAGAUGCAAGUUAACUUACGCCCUGAUGUAACCCGAGGAUUAUCUCCUAGAGAGCAAACGUUAGCUCUCCCAUAUGCAGGAGCCAGAGGAAUUAUUGACCUGAAUAAUAUGGCUCCCACUAUCUUAGUGCCACACCCAGGAGGAACAAGCACCCCUCCUAUGGAGAGGAUCACUUACAUCCCUGGUACCCAGCUUACGUUCCCUCCCAGGCCUUACAAUCCUGCCUCUCUGUCACCAGGACACCCUACACAUCUGGCCGCUUCAGCUGCAGCAAAUGCUGAAAGGGAACGGGAGAGAGAGAGGGAGAAGGAACGAGAGAGGGAGAGGGAACGUGAACGAGAGCAGGAGAGGCAGCGAGAGCGAGAAAGGGAGAGAAUAGCUGCUGUUCCCACUGAGCUCUACCUUCGGCCUGGUACAGAGCAGCCUGGUAGACCUGGCAGUCAUGGGUACGUUCGCUCACCUUCUCCUUCGGUGAGAACGCAAGAGAACAUACUGCAGCAAAGACCCAGUAUUUUCCAAGGAACCAAUGGGACAAGUGUGAUCACACCUCUGGACCCUGCUGCCCAGCUACGUAUCAUGCAGCUCACCCCUGGAGCCCCCACCAUCACUCCAGGUUUGCCUGCUUCACGGUACAACACAGCAGCUGAUGCCCUGGCUGCACUUGUAGAUGCUGCAGCCUCUGCUCCUCAGAUGGAAGUUGCCAAAGCAAAAGAGAACAAGCAUGAAGGAAGCAGAAUAGAAGAGAACAUGGGGCGCAGGUCAGCCGUGGUUACUGAGCAGCAGCCACAGAUGGAGCAGAAAGUGCUGGACACAGAAAAAAGACCUGUUCAGUGUCCCUAUACAUCAGCGGCCUUUUCCAGUGGCAAGUCCCAGGGUCAGUCUUCGUCAUCAGUAGUUUAUUCAGAGGCUGGUAAAGAGAAGGGGCAUUCUAAAUCCAGGUACGAGGAGGAGCUACGAACCCGAGGGAAGACCACCAUUACUGCUGCGAACUUCAUUGAUGUGAUCAUCACUCGGCAGAUUGCUUCGGACAAGGAUGUGCGGGAUCGGGGCUCGCAGAGUUCAGAUUCUUCUAGCAGUUUAUCCUCCCACCGGUAUGAGCCACCUGGAGAUGCCAUUGAGGUGAUCACUCCUGCAAAUUCGCCAGCGCCUGCACAAGAAAAACUGCAGCCCUAUCAACAAGAGGUGCCCAAAUCAAACCAGGCAGAGAAUGAUCCCAACAGACAGUACGAGGGGUCGUUUCAUCGGUACAGGCCACAACAAGAAUCUCCAUCUCCCCAGCAGCCUCCACCACCUUCCUCACAGGCAGAAGGGAUGGCACAUGUGCCCAGGACCCGUCUGAUCACCCUUAAUGAUCAUAUCUGUCAAAUUAUUACACAAGAUUUUGCUCGAAACCAGUCGGCCUCCCAGACCUCCCUGCAGCCUCCCACAAGUACAUUCCAGAACUCGGCUUCUGUUGCAAGUCCCACACCCCUUCGGGCCAAGGCACCCAACCGCUACAGUCCCGAGUUGCAGUCACAGUCUGUCCACCACCAACGGCCUGCUGCUAGGGUAUCUCCUGAGAAUCUCUCUGACAAAGGCAGGGGAAGACCUGGGAAGUCUCCAGAAAGAAGUCAUGUCUCUUCAGAGUCCUACGAGCCCAUCUCACCCCCUCAGGUCCCAGUUGUGCAUGAGAAACAAGACAAUGUUCUGCUGCUUUCCCAAAGAUCUGAGCCUACUGAACAGAGGACUGACUCUCGCUCUCCUGGGAGUAUAAGCUACUUGCCUUCGUUUUUCACCAAGCUUGAAAGCACGUCACCAAUGGUGAAGUCCAAGAAGCAGGAGAUAUUUCGUAAGUUGAACUCCUCUGGUGGAGGUGACUCUGACAUGGCAACUGCUCAGCCAGGAACUGAAAUAUUCAAUUUGCCAGCAGUCACUACCUCAGGUGCAGUCAGUUCUAGGGGUCAUUCCUUUGCAGAUCCUGCCAGUAAUCUGGGUCUGGAAGACAUUAUUAGGAAGGCAUUGAUGGGAAACUUUGAUGACAAAGGGGAGGAUCAUGGAGUUGUAAUGUCACAACCUAUAGGGGUAGCACCUGGCAGUUCCAACCCUGCAGUAUCAGCAAACAGUGAGACCCGUAGAGAAGAAGCUAAUCCAUCACCCAAUUCAGGACUAGGAGUCGGCAAGCAGAAGUUAAUCGGCAAGUCCAGUAGCAGGAAGUCUAAAUCUCCUAUUCCUGGGCAGGGAUAUUUAGGAACUGAGAGACCUUCUUCUGUCUCAUCUGUACAUUCAGAAGGAGAUUACCAUAGACAGACUCCAGUGUGGGCCUGGGAGGACAGGCCUUCAUCAACAGGAUCCACGCAGUUCCCUUACAACCCCCUGACGAUGCGGAUGCUCAGCAGUACACCGCCAACAUCCAUCGCAUGCGCUCCACCAUCCAUGAGCCAAGCAACCACUCACCAACAGAACAGGAUCUGGGAGCGAGAGCCUGCCCCACUGCUUUCAGCACAGUACGAGACUCUGUCUGACAGUGACGACUGAACUAUGCAGAGGUGGUUUUUCUUCUUCUCUUCUUCUUUUUUUUUUUAAUUUGCGGGUCAAAGGAAAUCUUCUUUUUGACUUGUGCCCAAAGAGACUUUCCAAGAGAGCAAGGGCCAUACGAGAUGGAGAAGCGACGGAAACUUUUAUUUGGAGAGUCGAUUCGAAAGAUGCCUUCUGCACAGCCCACGUGGAGGAUUGUGAUCGAGGAAGGUUGACGUACUAAAGAUAAAUAUGUAAAGAGUUUUUAAAAAUAUGGACUAUUCCUGUUCUACAUCUGUUUGUAAAGAAAACCAUGUCUUUAAAUCAUUCUUCUGUAAAUAGAGAGUACUUUUUGCAGUGGUUUUCCCCUUGCUGUAGUAUCUGGUGUACUUAUGUUCAAAUCAAUGCAUAAACUUUGGGGGUCAUUUUGUAAUUUU